AUGUUUAAAAGAAAGAAACUCCAUGAAAAUGAGUCCAAUAACUCUCCUUCAUUAAGCUCCCCUCAAAGUCAAGAAGAUGAUAUGGAAAUGGGUGGUUCAAGUACUUGUAAUGUACCAUUGGAGGAAAAUUGUGUUCAUUGGUUCAAGAAAUGGGAUUGGCUUGAGUAUAGUAUUGAAAAAGAUGCCGCAUUUUGUAUUGUGUGUUACUUGUUCACGAAUGAAGUUGAUAGUUAUUCGGGGGGUGAUGCAUUUGUUGAUGGAGGGUUUAGGGCAUGGAAUAAACCGGAAAGAUUUGAGAAGCAUGUUGGUGGAAUUAAUAGUGCUCAUAAUCUUGCUUAUGAGAAAUAUGUGAAUUUAAGAGAUGGAAAAAAAAAAUCAAUCUUGAAUGUGUUUGACAAUGCAAGUGAGGUGAUUAAGAGUGAAUAUUUUAUCCGCUUGGAUGCAUCUUUAACUUGUUUAAGAUUUCUUUUGGGGCAAGGUUUGGCAUUUCGUGGACAUGAUGAAAGUGGGGAGUCAUAUAAUAGGGGUAAUUUCCUUGAGCUUUUGAAAUGGUUAGGAGAAAAGGUUGAGGAAGUAAGACAACAUACUCUUGAAAAUGCACCUAAAAAUUGUCAAAUGAUUUCCCCUUCUAUUCAAAAGGACAUUAUUAAUUGUUGUGCCAAAGAAACAACUAGGUGCAUAAUAGAAGAAGUUGGUGAUGAUUACUUUGCCAUAUUAGCCGAUGAGUCAAGUGAUGUGUCCCAAAAAGAACAACUAGCUCUUGUUUUGCGCUUUGUUAAUAGAGAUAGUGGAAAGGUAAUGGAGCGAUUUUUAGGCAUUGUUCAUGUUGGUGAUACUACCGCUUUAACUCUUAAAGAUGCAAUCAUGUCUUUACUUGUUGAACAUUCAUUGAGUCCAUCUAUGAUAAGAGGGCAAGGGUACGAUGGAGCUAGCAACAUGAAAGGUGAAAUAAAUGGUCUUAGGACUUUGAUUAUGAAUAAUGAUACUCCAAGUGCCUACUACAUACAUUGUUUUGCUCAUCAACUUCAACUAACACUAGUUGCCGUUGCUAAAAAGAACGAUAGUUGUGGUUGGAUUUUUGAGAUACUUGCAAAUUUAUUGAAUGUGGUUGGAGUUUCUUGCAAGAGAAGAGAAAUGAUUCGACAAGAUCAAGCUCAAGAAGUUGCUCGAGCAUUGGAUGUAGGGGAUAUUGUGAGUGGAUCGGGUUUAAAUCAAGAACUUGGUUUGAAAAGGCCCGGGGAUACUCGUUGGAGUUCUCAUUACAAGUCUCUUUCAAACAUCAUCCUCUUAUUUCCUACAAUUGUUAAGGUACUUGUACACAUUGGGAAGCAUGGUGUAUCGGAAGAUAAGUUCAAAGCUCAAAUUGUUUUAGGACAAUUAGAGUCAUUUGACUUUGUUUUUAUUGCUUACUUGAUGUUGACUAUUUUUGGAUACACUAAUGAUUUGUGUGUUGCUUUGCAAAGAAAGGAGCAAGAUAUUGUAAAUGCCAUGGAACUUGUCACUUACACAAAAAUAGUGUUGCAAAAAAUGAGGGAGCAAGGAUGA
Chenopodium quinoa (quinoa) is the source of this 1545-nucleotide messenger RNA. RefSeq names its product zinc finger MYM-type protein 1-like. The record is from RefSeq and is a predicted model, not a curated record. Bases 1 to 1545 code for a protein of 514 amino acids. The transcript is spliced from 2 exons. NCBI's taxonomy places the organism in Eukaryota, Viridiplantae, Streptophyta, Magnoliopsida, Caryophyllales, Amaranthaceae.